AUGAGUUUGGCGCUGACGAGCCCAGUGUUCCCACCACACAGUGCUGCUGCUGGAAACAUGGACAUUAAUGCACUGCUGACUGGAGAUUCUUCUGAAGAACAAACCCUCCAUACAAGAACUGGAGGAAACAUUGUUGUGGAAUGUUCCUUCCCUCGCUCUGGGAACAGGAAGUACUUCUGCAAGGAAGAAUGUAAAAAAGAAGACGUUCUUGUUGAAACAACUGAUUUUGAAGCUGAGAAAGACAGAUACAGCAUCAGAUAUGUAAAAGGAUUUUCAUCAGGAGGAUUUCUGUAUGUGAACAUCAGUCAGCUGACCAAGUCUGACUCAGGACGAUAUGUGUGCGGUCUGGACAAAUCUCAGCGUCAGUGGUUUAGGAUCAGUGUCACAGAUGCCCCGACCACUUCUACACCAGACCUGAAUUUCCCUGUGUUUUCAUCGGCAGUCCCAUCAACCUUCACACCAACAACAACACAGAAUUUAAGUUCCAGUUCAGAAGGCUCCACAACUCCAUACACUGAGACAACUAGAGAUGUGCUGCUGUACGUGGGUCUGACUCUGCUCGUCAUGGUGAUAAUAUCACUGUCUGUGCUGAUAAUUUACAGGAAGAGGACCUCUAAGGCCAAAGACACUCCUGUGGAAACAGAGACCAACCGAGUGUAUGAGAACUUCAGAGAGGACAGACAGAGCAGAUCUCCUCCUGUGGACAGCUCUUCAAUUCACACUUACGCCAUGUAUAGCAAACCGAAGAGAGCUGGAACCAACGAUGACUUCAGCACUGUCGCUGCAGCUCGUUCUCAAAAUACAGCUGAAGACGAUUCGAGUAGACUCACAUAUUCGGAGUUGAAUUUUUCCAACCAGGCCGUCGGCUCAUCCAGCAGCGCCCUCUGUGGUGACAGCGAUACCGUUAUCUACUCAGUUCCUCGGGUGUAAACGAGCUCUGAAGCCAGCCGUGCUGAAGAUCAUCUGUCAGUGUAUUCCACUGCUCCAACGCUGCUGCAUUUCUUCUCCCAACCUGCAACCGACAGAUGGUUAAGAUUAAGUGACUGUAAAUAAUCUGAAACAUUCACGUCUCUCUGUGUGACGUGACCUGUUCAUGUGAUGAGAAGUUCUAGUUCUGUCCUCAGUGACAUCACCACAGAUGUACUGCCUCAACAAUCUGCUUCAAGCUAGAGAUACUUUUACUACUUCAGUGUUUUAUGGAGUUCAUUUUAUAAUAAGUUAUUGCAACGUUAUUAAAGUAUCAUAACCACAGUAAGUUAUUUAGGGUUAGACAAAAAAAUUCAUGUUUGAGAUAACACUUUAUUUAAAUAGUC
Molecule: messenger RNA, 1313 nt
Organism: Epinephelus lanceolatus (giant grouper)
Lineage: Eukaryota; Metazoa; Chordata; Actinopteri; Perciformes; Serranidae
Source: RefSeq, a predicted model, not a curated record